Molecule: messenger RNA, 1464 nt
Organism: Condylura cristata (star-nosed mole)
Lineage: Eukaryota; Metazoa; Chordata; Mammalia; Eulipotyphla; Talpidae
Gene: CCDC28A
Product: coiled-coil domain containing 28A
Exons: 6
Coding region: 98-955 (285 amino acids)
Source: RefSeq, a predicted model, not a curated record
CUCCUGCCUCUGGGAUGAAGGUCCCAAGACAAAAUCCGAGGAAUGGGUCCUCUUUCCAGGCCCACCGAAAAUUCAGUUAACUCAGACCGGGGAAGAAAUGAGGCUCCAAAGGCGGAGACGGGAGAGACGCUGGUGGAGCCGGAAGGGGAGAGGUUCCCGCACGCUGCGCAGAAACACCGCCCUCUUACGUCACUUCCGUAAACAAAGGCCUCUGCGGAGGCGCGGGGUCCGGGAUGUGACACUGACUCCGGCUACUGCAGUAGCAUCGGUGACUGCGGCUGAGGCUGCGGCUGAGGCUUCGGAGGGCCUGGGGUCUUUGCAGAUUAAGGAAGAAGACCCUCACCCCCUUCCUCCUCAGGUCAUAAGAAGCUCGUCUUGGAGCAAUAAAGAUUGUAAAACUAUGGAAGAGCGAAAAGUAAAAAGGAGGAGUCCUAAGUCCUUUAGUGCCCAUUCUACUCAGGUUGUUAAUGCCAAAAAAAAUGCCAUUCCCGUUAGUAAAAGCACUGGCUUUUCAAAUCCUGCAUCACAGUCAACUUCACAGCGACCAAAGUUAAAAAGAGUGAUGAAAGAAAAGACCAGAUCCCAGGGGGGAGAAGGAAAAGCUGCUCAAUCAACUCCAAUUCAGCACUCCUUUCUCACCGAUGUCUCAGAUGUCCAGGAAAUGGAGAGAGGGCUUCUGAGCCUUUUGAAUGACUUUCACUCUGGGAAACUUCAAGCAUUUGGAAAUGAAUGUUCCAUUGAACAGAUGGAACAUGUUCGUGGAAUGCAGGAGAAAUUAGCCCGCUUGAAUUUGGAGCUUUAUGGAGAGUUAGAGGAACUUCCUGAGGAAAAGAGAAAAACAGCCAGUGACUCCAAUCUGGAUAGGCUUCUGUCUGAUUUAGAAGAAUUGAAUUCUUCCAUACAAAAACUCCAUUUGGCAGAUGCACAAGAUGUGCCAAAUACUUCUACCAGCUAAAAUGAAAUUCAAUUGCUUUCUUGUGAGUUGAAGUGCAGCAGCAUUCUUCACAUUUCCAGCUGAAUCCAGUAGCAGAAUCAUCUUCCACAAUAUGGAAUUAAAGUAAUUAAAGUGCAAGUGCAAUGAUUGUUUCCACAUAUUGCUUUCAGUAAUUUGACUUGCUGUAAUUCACCAUAACUGGUCUGGGCCUGUUGAAGGUUUAAUCAGGAAAUGUGACACAGAGGUUGUGCUGCUAUGCUUUAUAUUGUUGCCUUAUGGGGUUAUACUUGAAAUGUAUUGUGCUAAAUGUCAUUGAUGGGCUGAAGGGUUUACCCUUCGUGAGCUCACCAAACUGACUCUCGUGUUGAUCAUAAGUUGAUGCUGCACAGGCUUUUUGUGGCAGCCAGCUUCAGUUUACGUUUAAUAAUCAGUACACACAUCGGCGUGUGUUCCAGUGGCCAGUGACAACAAAUGUUGAAUGAGUAUUUGUGAAAUUCACUAUUUUUAAUAAAAUGAUUGUUUUAAAUUAA